UUGCUAUGCAGUAGAUACAGAGCCUACGGUGAGCACUGAGGUUGCUGGUGCUGUCUGCCCCAGACCCUCGCUCCACCUCGCCUCUGCACACCGCUACUGGGCGCUCUGCCCCCUGAGGAAGCCUGAGGCCACUGACCCACUCCUGGAGCCAUGGUCCAUGGGUACAAAGGAGUCAAGUUCCAGAACUGGGCUAGGACCUAUGGCUGUUGCCCAGAGAUGUACUAUCAGCCCACGUCCGUGGAGGAGGUCAGAGAGGUGCUGGCCCUCGCCAGGCAGCAGAACAAGCGGGUGAAGGUUGUGGGCGGUGGCCACUCGCCGUCAGACAUCGCCUGCACUGAUGGCUUCAUGAUCCACAUGGGCAAGAUGAACCGGCUUCUCCAGGUGGACACAGAGAAGAAGCAGGUGACUGUGGAGGCUGGCAUCCUCCUGGCUGACCUGCACCCACAGCUGGGCAAGCAUGGCCUGGCCUUGUCCAACCUGGGAGCUGUGUCAGAUGUGACCGCAGGGGGCGUCAUUGGGUCUGGAACGCACAACACUGGGAUCAAACACGGCAUCCUGGCCACCCAGGUGGUAGCGCUGACCCUGCUGACGGCCGACGGGACCAUUCUGGAGUGCUCCGAGUCCAGCAACGCAGAGGUGUUCCAGGCGGCGCGGGUGCACCUGGGCUGCCUGGGAGUGAUCCUCACCGUCACCCUGCAGUGUGUGCCCCAGUUCCACUUGCAGGAGGUCUCCUUCCCCUCCACCCUGGAAGAGGUUCUUAACAACUUGGACAGCCACCUCAAGAAAUCCGAAUACUUUCGCUUCCUCUGGUUCCCGCACAGCGAGAAUGUCAGCGUCAUCUACCAGGACCACACCAACAAGCCCCCCUCCUCCUGCGCCAACUGGUUUUGGGACUACGCCAUUGGAUUCUAUUUAUUGGAGUUCCUGCUCUGGGUCAGCACCUUCCUGCCAGGCCUCGUGGGCUGGAUCAAUCGCUUCUUCUUCUGGCUCCUGUUCACCAGGAAGAAGGAGAGCAGUAACAUCAGCCACAAGAUCUUCACCUACGAGUGCCGCUUCAAGCAGCACGUCCAGGACUGGGCCAUCCCCAGAGAGAAGACCAAGGAGGCCCUGCUGGAACUCAAGGCCAUGCUGGAGGCACACCCCAAGAUGGUGGCCCACUACCCUGUGGAGGUCCGCUUCACCCGAGGGGAUGACAUCCUGCUGAGUCCCUGCUUCCAGAGGGACAGCUGCUACAUGAACAUCAUCAUGUACAGGCCCUACGGCAAGGACGUGCCCCGGCUGGAUUACUGGCUGACCUAUGAGACCAUCAUGAAGAAGGUCGGGGGCAGGCCUCACUGGGCCAAGGCCCACAACUGCACCCGGAAGGACUUUGAGAAGAUGUACCCAGCCUUUUCGAAGUUCUGUGCCAUCCGAGAAAAGCUGGACCCCACCGGGAUGUUCCUGAAUGCAUAUCUGGAGAAGGUGUUCUACUGAAACAGAAAGAAAAUGAAUAGAGCCCACCCCAUCUCAUCCCUCCAGCGAAAAUGAAGGCUCAACAUCCCACAGGCCUGGAGGGGAGUGGGCCUCUCUCUGCAGGCCCUCGGCUGCUGCCCCCACAGCUGCUCCAGUCCCCAGCGAUGAGCCUGGGUCUUUGCAGGGCUCCCUGUUCUACUUCCUGUGUCCUCACAAUACCCACCCCCGCCCCCCACCCCACCCCCCACAAAGAAGAGCUCCCAAGUCUCCGUGGACAUCAUUUACAUGCAGCAGUCCAUUUUCCUGAACCUAAAAUCACCACGUUGUUUUCCCAGGAAAUAGAGAAAUCCCAAAAUGUUCUGUUUAAGAGGUCAGGGAUUCGGUCAUUCACAGGUUCCACCUGCCAGCUAGGGGUCCGUAACUCCCAGGCCUCCAGGAACACGUGUUUGGGCACAGUUGUCACGGGUCUGUGCUCUGCCUCCUUACACCCUGAGGGGUUCUCAAAUGCCCAGGUCAGCACCAAUUUGCCCCAAGGCUGCCCUCUCCCAGUUUCUGUCUAUCCACCUGACCUCCCAUAGGCUGACAUUCAAGCGUGUCUGUUGCAGGGGAUGUGUGGGAAGUGGGUCUGCUGCUCCUUUCAAAUAAAGACCAAGAAUUGUUCA
Molecule: messenger RNA, 2114 nt
Organism: Lutra lutra (Eurasian river otter)
Lineage: Eukaryota; Metazoa; Chordata; Mammalia; Carnivora; Mustelidae
Product: L-gulonolactone oxidase
Exons: 12
Coding region: 151-1473 (440 amino acids)
Cellular component (GO): membrane
Molecular function (GO): FAD binding; D-arabinono-1,4-lactone oxidase activity
Source: RefSeq, a predicted model, not a curated record